Molecule: messenger RNA, 2189 nt
Organism: Conger conger (European conger)
Lineage: Eukaryota; Metazoa; Chordata; Actinopteri; Anguilliformes; Congridae
Gene: farsb
Product: phenylalanyl-tRNA synthetase subunit beta
Exons: 17
Coding region: 77-1843 (588 amino acids)
Biological process (GO): phenylalanyl-tRNA aminoacylation
Cellular component (GO): phenylalanine-tRNA ligase complex; cytoplasm
Molecular function (GO): RNA binding; ATP binding; phenylalanine-tRNA ligase activity
Source: RefSeq, a predicted model, not a curated record
AGUUUAUUGGCCAGCAUCACCGGUUUACUGGGGUCCUUCGCAGACAGAGGAAGCUAGACGGGGAACGCCAGUGACCAUGCCGACUGUCAGCGUCAAACGGGAUCUCAUUUUCCAAGCCCUGGGCAGAACAUACACGGAUGAAGAAUUUGACGAGCUCUGUUUUGAGUUUGGGCUGGAGCUGGAUGAGAUUACCUCGGAGAGAGACAUCAUCAGCCGGGAGCAGGGUGACGGCAGGGCGGAGGGGGCCUCUGAUGUGAUUCUGUAUAAGAUUGACGUACCGGCCAAUCGCUAUGACCUGCUCUGCUUGGAGGGGCUGGUCCGGGGCCUGCAGGUCUUCAAGGAGAGGGCGGAGGCCCCCAGGUACAGGCGAGUGUGUCCAACUGACGGGGAGCCCCAGAGACUGGUCAUCACAGAGGAGACGGCUGCAGUGCGCCCUCAUGCUGUGGCGGCGGUCCUGCGGAACAUCAGCUUCACGCCGCAGCGCUACGACAGCUUCAUCGAGCUUCAGGAGAAGCUGCACCAGAACGUCUGCAGGAAAAGGACCCUGGUGGCCAUUGGGACUCACGACCUGGACUCCAUCUCCGGACCCUUCACUUACACGGCCAAACCCCCGUCAGACAUCCGCUUUACACCCCUCAACCAGGCCCGGGAGUUCAGCGCCGUGGAGCUCAUGAGCCUGUACAAGAGCGACAGUCAUCUGCGGCACUACCUGCACAUCAUCGAGGACAAGCCUGUGUACCCCGUCAUCUACGACAGCAAUGGCAUCGUCCUGUCCAUGCCCCCCAUCAUUAACGGGGACCACUCGAAAAUCUCCCUCAACACCAAAAAUGUGUUCAUCGAAUGCACAGCCACCGACCUCACAAAGGCGCAGAUUGUUCUGGACAUGAUGGUCACAAUGUUCAGUGAAUACUGUGAACAGCCUUUCACAGUGGAGGCGGCUGAAGUGGUAUACCCUGAUGGCAGAACCUGCAUUUACCCAGAGCUGGCUUACAGGACGGAGACUCUGACGGGAGAUUUCAUCAACCAGAGAGUGGGCAUCAGUGAGUCGGCGGAGGACAUUGCGAAGCUCCUGACCCGGAUGUGCUUGCGCUCGGAGGUCGCGGAGGACGGGCAGAUCCGGGUGGAGAUCCCACCCACCCGCUCUGAUGUCAUCCAUGCCUGUGACAUCAUGGAGGAUGCCGCCAUUGCGUAUGGCUUUAACAACAUCGUCCGCACAACGCCGCGCACCUACACCGUGGCUAACCAGCUCCCUCUGAACAAGCUGACGGAGCUCCUGAGGCAGGAUCUCGCUGCAGCUGGAUUCACUGAAGCACUGACCUUCGCUCUGUGCUCUCAGGAGGACAUUGCUGAUAAGCUGGGGAGGAACAUCGCAGAGACGAAAGCCGUGCACAUCGCCAACCCAAAAACUGCAGAGUUCCAGGUGGCGCGUACCUCCCUGAUCCCCGGGCUGUUGAAGACCGCUGCGGCUAACAGGAAGAUGCCCCUCCCCCUGAAGCUCUUCGAGAUCUCUGAUGUAGUGCUGAAGGACGAUACGAGAGACGUGGGCGCGAGGAACAGCCGGCGUCUGUGUGCGCUGUACUACAGUAAGAGUCCUGGGUUCGAGGUGAUCCACGGCCUGCUGGACCGGGUCAUGCAGCUGCUGGAGGUCCAACCAGGGCAGACAGAGGGCUACCACAUCCAAUCAGCACAGGACCCCACCUUCUUCCCAGGACGUUGUGCGGAGGUAUUUGCUCGCGGGCAGAGCAUCGGCCACCUUGGGGUCCUACAUCCUGAUGUCAUCACCCGCUUCGAGCUGACCAUGCCCUGCUCCGCCCUCGACAUCGACAUGGAGCUGUUCCUGUGACCCUCCCCCGGGUAGACACACCCACUAGCCCCACUAGCCCCACUAGCCCCGCCCUGACGGAGAGAUGUACUGAAGAGCUUGGGUUAGGGUUAGGGUUCACAGUUAGGCUUAGGGAUAGGGUUAGGGUUAGGGUUCGCAGUUAGGCUUAGGGAUAGAGUACAGUGCAGCAGUAUAAUCAGUCAUCAUGCAGUGGGUGUGGUCAGGAUCAGGCACUCGGUGCCGUGUAGUUGAUGUUACACUGUUACACUCACUUUUAUAAACAUGACGCUCUUUAAGUGAAUAUGAAUAAUAACCUCUGUAUGUACGGCAGUUUGAAAACAUUAAUAAAAUCUGCUCCUGGACCUGA